AUGAGCCAACCUCCUCAGAUCCAUGUAUCGCCAGAUCAUCUACUAUCUUGCGAUCCUUUUCCAAAAACCGUUCCUUAUCUUGCACUUAGUCAUUGUUGGGGAGGCGAUGUGGCUCUAAAAACAACUAAGGAGAAUUACCUCGAGAGACAACGGAGGAUCAGUUUCGCUGAUAUUCCUGGAACUUUCCAGGAUGCUGUUACAGUCACACGAGAUGUGGGUUUGAAUUAUCUCUGGAUCAAUGCAAUGUGCGCAGUCGACGAUGAAGAUUACAAAAAUCUCGACAAGCAAAAUCUGCAUGAAGCUCGAAAUUCGUUUGCACGCAUUGUUGGAUGUAACGGCGAUGUGUCUGCGGUUUAUGUCUACCACAACAUCAUCCAUGCUGAUCCUUUCGAGAUUGUGAAAGGGAAGGUGAUCCAGCCACUACAAAAGCGAGCAUUGACUACGCAAGAACAAGCACUCCCUACGAGAAUGGUGCAUUUCACUCAGCACGAGCUUUUCUGGCAUUGUGAGCAGGCAUAUCAGUUUGAAUGUGAAACUGUGUACCGCGGCAUUACCGGAGAGGGAAAAGGCUUUUUCACAAACGCACAAAAGGCUCUGUGGUUAUACAUCAAUGCUGAAGAUCCCCACAUUCAAAACGCUAGUUGGAAAACUGUGCUUAAUCUCUACUGGAGGAGAAAUAUCACCAACAAAAUGGACUUUUUACCAGCGUUAGCGGGGAUAGCUAGCAAAGCGUCUUGUGGACUCAUGUGGUCAGUCAGCUUUUUGAGCCCAAGAUCCCAGCGCGUUAUCCCUUACAGAGCUCCUAGUCGGUCUCGAGUCUCCCUAGAAGCCACUUCAGGCAAACCCUUCCCUGACAUCAUUGUUACCAGAUUCUACGGUGAGGACACUCAUCUAGAGACUUGGGCAGAUGUGGAAAAUGCGUUUUGCGUUCCAGAUGGGAUGAACAUUUUUGGGGCAGUCUCCUCUGGUGAGAUCAAAAUUACGGGACGGAUAUUUCAAACCAAACUCACCUUCUUCUACUUCCGCGCCCUGGAGCUCGGUCAACCCAAAUUGGUAAUCUUGAAGUUAUAUCACCGACAGCCAAUAAUCACCUCAAGAUUUACAUUCACCCCGACAUAA
Messenger RNA from Glarea lozoyensis ATCC 20868, 1119 nucleotides. RefSeq lists its product as uncharacterized. The record is from RefSeq and is a predicted model, not a curated record. Bases 1 to 1119 code for a protein of 372 amino acids. Lineage: Eukaryota; Fungi; Ascomycota; Leotiomycetes; Helotiales; Helotiaceae. The transcript is spliced from 3 exons.